This is a messenger RNA of Cucumis melo (muskmelon), 1755 nucleotides long. RefSeq lists its product as uncharacterized. Lineage: Eukaryota; Viridiplantae; Streptophyta; Magnoliopsida; Cucurbitales; Cucurbitaceae. The transcript has 14 exons. Bases 154 to 1626 code for a protein of 490 amino acids. The record is from RefSeq and is a predicted model, not a curated record.
ACACAUUAAGAGAAGACCCGCACCCGCACGAGGAGGAAGAAGAACUUUGGCUUUGCCUUUGCCUUUGGCAAUUUGCUGCACUAACUCACAAACAACGCCAUAGCUUUCAAUCUUUAUUCCUUUUCAAAUCCAUUUCUACUGGAGCUCUGUUUCAUGAGCCCCACCAUGGAUCAUGGUAACAACAGUCCAAACGAGAUUUCUCAACCUCUCAUUUCCAUGGAAGAAAUCAAGUCCGAUUCCACUCCUCACCACCCCCACCGCCUUAUCUCGGUGGAUUCCGAUGUUUUGCUCCCAAAACCGGCGAAAUCCAAGCGUCUUGCGUCGCUUGAUAUCUUCCGAGGUCUCACCGUUGCGUUGAUGAUUUUGGUUGAUGAUGCCGGGGGAGAAUGGCCUAUGAUUGGUCAUGCACCAUGGUAUGGUUGUAAUCUUGCGGAUUUUGUGAUGCCUUUUUUCUUGUUCAUUGUUGGGAUGGCCAUUGCACUCGCCCUGAAGAGAAUACCUAACCAACUUAUGGCCAUUGAAAAGGUCACUCUUCGAACUUUAAAGCUCCUAUUUUGGGGCCUUCUAUUACAAGGUGGCUAUUCGCAUGCGCCAGACAAACUGACUUAUGGCGUUGAUGUGAGAAAGAUAAGGUUAUUUGGGAUUCUCCAGAGAAUUGCUCUUGCAUAUUUGGUUGUGGCAUUUGUUGAAGUACUUUCAAGACAAACACAAUCCAAUGUUCAACCAUUUAACCAUUUCUCUAUAUUCAAGUCAUACUUCUGGAAUUGGCUGGUUGCAGCUUGUAUUCUUGUAGUAUACUUUGCUCUCCUUUACGGAAUAUAUGUUCCGGAUUGGCAAUUUACUGUCACCGACAGCGAUAGUGUUUAUUAUGGAAGAAACUUCACUGUAGCAUGUGGUGUCAGAGGAAGUCUGGAUCCUCCAUGUAAUGCUGUGGGAUAUAUUGACAGAAAAGUGCUGGGAAUCAAUCACUUGUAUGCCCAUCCUGCUUGGAGAAGAUCUGAAGCUUGCACCGAGAAUUCUCCAUAUGCAGGAUCUUUCCGAGAUAAUGCUCCAUCAUGGUGUUUUGCCCCAUUUGAACCUGAAGGAAUUUUAAGCUCUAUAUCUGCCAUUCUGUCCACAAUUAUUGGAGUACAUUUCGGGCAUGUUCUAAUCCAUUUUCAGGAUCACUCUGCUAGGCUGAAGCAAUGGGUUACAAUGGGCUUCACUCUUCUUAUCUUAGGACUUGUUCUUCAUUUCACUCACGCAAUUCCGUUAAAUAAACAGUUGUAUACAUUUAGCUAUGUCUGCGUGACAUCGGGAGCUGCAGCGCUGGUUUUCUCAGUCUUCUACAUUUUGGUUGAUAUCUGGGGCCUGAGGUACUUGUUUCUACCAUUGGAGUGGAUCGGGAUGAAUGCGAUGCUUGUGUAUGUUAUGGCAGCUGCUGGCAUUUUUGCAGGUUUCAUCAAUGGGUGGUAUUAUGAAGACCCCCACAACACACUGAUAUAUUGGAUAAAGAAGCAUCUCUUCAUUGGAGUUUGGCAUUCCAAAAAAGUGGGUAUUCUCCUUUAUGUGAUAUUUGCAGAGAUCCUGUUUUGGGGCGUCGUCUCCGGGAUCUUGCAUCGGUUCGGUUUAUACUGGAAGCUGUAAGAUAGUUUUUUUUUUUUUUUUUAUUGUUCAUACAGUUUGAUUGUCUUCUCUGUGUUAUUGAAAAGAGUGUUUAAUCCUCUCUUUUUUCAUCAAGCAAAUAGAACAGAUCUUAAUGGUUGAUGUUGAUUA